Molecule: messenger RNA, 1326 nt
Organism: Ilyonectria robusta
Lineage: Eukaryota; Fungi; Ascomycota; Sordariomycetes; Hypocreales; Nectriaceae
Product: RTA1 like protein-domain-containing protein
Exons: 2
Coding region: 287-1099 (270 amino acids)
Cellular component (GO): membrane
Source: RefSeq, a predicted model, not a curated record
CCAAAUUUCUCUCGACAAGACAUCCUCUCCUCACCGACGAAUCGACUCUCUAUCUUCCUAUCUUGAUCCUUACUCUACUUAUAUCGCUUCUACUUUCCACCUUCGAACUUGAAUUUCUUUUGACAGCGACUUCUUCACUCUACAUAAAAUACCGACAACAAACAUCUUUCUUGCCCUCUUGCGUCUCUUAACCACCACACUUCGAACAAGAUCGAGGUUACCAAGUCCACCCAUAUUGGAGACAGCUCAUCCGGCAACUCCUCUCUGGAACAUUUGGCCAAGAACAAUGUCCUCCCAAAGUGUCAACCCUUACGGUUAUUACCUACCGUCUAAAGCGAUAGCUAUCACUGGAGCAUUUGUAUUUCUUUUGCUUAGCAUUCUUCAUGCGUGGAAGAUAUUUCAAUUCAAAAAAUGGUUCGGCUUCGCCAAUGUGCUGGGUGGUCUGUUUGAAGCAGUCGGUCUUGCUGCCCGCGCUUACUCCCGCGACAACUUAGAAAAGAAGACGCCCUUCGUCAUUCAAGUCCUCCUCAUCCUACUCGCGCCGAUCCUCUUCGCUGCGGCAGUUUACAUGUUCCUCGGCCGCCUCAUCCGUGCAUCCGGUCAUGAAAAGCUCUCCAUAAUCAACGUUGGAUGGUUGACGAAGAUAUUCGUCGUUGGAGAUAUAUUCUGCUUUUUUAUUCAAGCAGCGGGUGCGGGCAAGUUAAUUAAUGCGGAGACUUCUAGCUCUAUUUCGACAGCGGAAAACAUAAUUCUUGGGGGCUUGGGGCUACAGAUUCUGUUUUUCUGUUUCUUUGUCCUCUGCGCAGCUAUUUUCCACAUUCGAGUUUCGAAGCAGGUGGCCAAGUGUAUUGACCCAGCAUUACGCCUCAUACCGAUGCUUUGGUCUCUAUACUUUUGCAGUCUCCUUAUCACUGUUCGAAAUAUCUUUCGUCUCGCAGAGUAUCGAUCUGGGACGGGCGGGUAUUUACAGACACAUGAGUGGCCGAUGUACGGCCUUGAUGUCGCUCUCAUGGCAUUACUCAUGGUUGUAAGCUUUUUCUGGUACUCCAAACCAAAUACUUCAGAGCCUUCGGAUCAAUACUCUUUGACAAGGUUGUAAGGAAGCAUCUGCAACCCAAAGUGUGAUGGGAAGGUGAUAUUUUGGUCGGAUUUGGCAUGUCGAGUAUGGAUAUUCGUGGAAAGUAUUGAUUAAGGUAUGGAGGAGAGGGGUUAAGAAAAAGCAGAACAAGGGCUUUUUGUAGAAUUUAUCACUUUUCUCAACAAACAUCGUCUUCUUGAUGUAGUCUUUGCAGUUAACUCUGCCCAAUUUUAAACAGUAUUCUAUAA